Molecule: messenger RNA, 4365 nt
Organism: Coffea eugenioides
Lineage: Eukaryota; Viridiplantae; Streptophyta; Magnoliopsida; Gentianales; Rubiaceae
Product: putative late blight resistance protein homolog R1A-3
Exons: 3
Coding region: 70-3849 (1259 amino acids)
Biological process (GO): defense response to other organism
Molecular function (GO): ADP binding
Source: RefSeq, a predicted model, not a curated record
AACUGAUUUUAUUGAGCAGCUGCUAAACCAGAUAAAUAUCUAAUAUCAGAGUGAAAACAAGAUAUUAUAAUGGAGAUCCCCUCCAGCAGUAACGCCAAUUGCUUUGAUUAUCUGCAGUCGCAUCACGCCUCCUCCAGCACUAGCACUAGUUGCUUUGAUCUUGCUUUAGAUUUUCUAGCCGAGCGCCGGGUCUUCAAGGACGUGGAGAAGAGGGUAAGAUUAAUGAAAACCUGUUUUCUGUAUGUCAAAAAGUGUAGGAGGAGGAGGAACCACGAAGCGCUUUUGGAGCAUGAUCGCGAGGACAGGUGUAAUAUUAUGUCUGAACUUCAAGAUGUGGCUAUCAGGAUGAUUCAAGAACUUCAGCCUAUUUAUUUUGAAUUUAUUUGUACUGAUUAUCUCUUAGAUUUUGACAUCAUUGAAAGGACGGCUACCAGAUCCAAGGAAAAGAUGAAAAUGCUUCUUGAGACAGAUCUCAAGAAAUCAUGCGCCGCCAUCUUCAUCGACUAUUACUCACCAGGAGAUCCACGACUAGUUAUGGAUCUUAUUAUGUGCCUUAUAGAGAAUCUGAAUUGCGUUUUACGUGCUGGGGAGCUAAGAGAUACACUCAGAAAUAGGCUAAAACUCUUAAGGAAUCUCAUUGGCUUUGUGACAAUGCAAGGUCUUGAAUGUUCGCAACUGACAGAUCUCUUGACUUACACUGUAGUUGCAGCUGGAAGCCUGAUUUCUAUAUGUCUGUCUGACUAUGAUGAUGAACAAGCGGUCAAUCGAAUGGAAUCUGAAAUUUAUCAGCUGAUACACGAGAAGAUCAAUCUUCAUGAUCUCCAAGUUCGAGAAACUUUUGUCCAUGUCCUGACAGCUUCAAAGAAACAACCGAGAUCAUCAUAUGAUUUAGCCCUUCAGAAGAAUGACGAUCCAGUGGUAGGCCAGUUUAUUGGUUCUCUCUGCUAUUAUCUUAUAGAUCUACUAGGAUCUUAUGCCAGUUUUCAGGUUCCAGUGAAGGAUCAAAUACUGAAACUCCAUGAGGGAUUAAGAUACCUGGAUAUCCUUCUUAAACAGGAGGAGAAACUAGGUGAUGAAAUAAAGGAUCUUAUUGGAGUUGCGGUCUCUGAUGUAGGAAUUUUGACCUUCUCCCUUUCUGUCAAUGAAAUCAAAGAAGGCUUGCCUGAGGAAACAGAUCUUGGGGUGUUUCAUUUGCACAAAGUUCUCAAAUAUAUGGUGGCAGAGGUUGCACAAAAUUAUCCACUAAAAUCACCAUAUUCAUCAUUUAAUUAUCCUAGACCCAAUGAGUUGGGCUGUAUGGAUUCUUUCCUAGAAAAUCUCAAGGAACUAGCAAGGUGUGAUGAGGCUGAUGAUUCAAUUGGUUUUCAACAUCAUAGAAUCCAAGUGAUCCAAAACGAUCUCGUAUUCUUAAGAUCUUUCCUGGAAAAUAUCAAGGAGCAGCGCUAUCAGAAUGGAAAACUUCAAGCUUUCUGGAGUCAUGUUAUGGAGGCUGCAUACAAGGCAGAGUUACUGAUUGACUUGGCACUUGUUGGUGAUAAAUGUGAAGAUUCUUUGGAUGCUGUUUCUAGAGAUAUCAAUCUUUUGAAGAUUGAGGCCCCUGAGAUCCAUAAUGCUCAAACCCAAAGAGUUAACAAGACUUCCCUUCACAUACCGUCACAACUUGCUGCCGCCAUGCACGACGAAGAUCUGGUAGGUCUUGACGACGAGGUGGAAAUUAUUACUCAUCGGCUUACGAGAGGAUCCAAGCAAUUGGAUAUUGUUCCCAUUGUGGGUAUGCCAGGCCUUGGUAAGACCACAUUAGCCCACAAAGUUUAUAAUGCUCCUUCAGUUAGGUCACAUUUCCAUGUUCAUGGUUGGUGUCGUGUUUCUCAAACGUGUAGCAAACACAGUUUGUUAGUUCAACUUUUGUGUAGUGUUGAUUCUAGGAGUCCAGAUGAAUAUCUUAAGGAGGAUGAAAAUAAUUUGGCUAACAAGCUAAGGCAGGUUUUGCUGAGAAGUAGGUAUCUCCUUUUUUUGGAUGACUUGUGGGACGUUGAGGCAUGGAAUUUGUUGGAAAAAUCACUACCGAAUGAUGCCAAUGGAAGCAGGAUUCUCUUCACCAGUAGAUACCAGAAUUUAUCUUUGCAUUUCAAACCUAAUAGCGAGCCUCACCAUCUCCGCCAUCUUACUGGCGAAGAGAGUUGGACAUUGCUGCAGAGAAAGCUAUUUGGCAUGGAAGAUUGUCCUCCCGCGCUAAGUGAAGUUGGAUCUCAAAUAUCAAAACUUUGUCACGGCUUACCCCUCGCAGUUGUCCUUAUUGCUGGAAUUCUUGCUACUACUGCACAAGAUAGUUGGGAAGAAGUUGCAAAAAGUCUAAGUUCUAUCGUCCUUGAGGAUGAAUACUGCAUGAAGGCACUUGAGCUGAGUUAUAGUCAUUUACCAGAUUAUUUGAAGCCAUGCCUUCUGUAUUUUGCUGCAUUUCAAGAAGAUGAGGUUAUUAAUGUGCGAAGGUUGUUACGGCUUUGGAUCUCUGAAAGAUUUGUGCAACAAACUGAAGGAAAGAGCUUAAAGGAAGCAGCUUAUGACUACUUGACGACUCUAAUUAAUAGAAGUUUAGUUAUGGCUGUCAGACAGAGAAAUGUGGGUGGUGCCAAAUACUGUCUACUUCACGAUUUGGUACACGAGUUUUGUGUGAAAAAAGCCAAAGAAGAAAGUUUUCUAUAUGCUAUUCAUAGUUGGAACCCUCUUUGUCUUACUGGACCAAGCAACCCCCACCGAGUUUGUGUUUCCAAUGCCAGGGAAUUGAAGAUUUGGGAGUUAACGCUUAUUUUUCCCAAUUUACGCUCUUUGAUCUUGUUUGGACAAGAUGAUUUUAAACAUGAAGAGGAGGAUUUGCGUAUUUUGUUACCUAAACUUCUCAGAGUGUUGGAUAUUAGGAAUUUGGACUUUCGUUAUUCUUUUCCAAUGGAAGUAGUAUUGCUUGUUCACUUGAGAUACCUGGCGCUCAAACGAAUACCAUACAUCCCAUCUGCGAUAGCCAAUCUCUCAAGGUUAGAAACUCUCAUCGUAGAAGAUCCGUUUGGUACUGAGCUGCCAAGUACUAUUUGGAACAUUAAGACAUUGAGUCAUCUACGUGUUUUAAAUUAUCAUGGAGUAUGGCCAAUGGGUUUUAUUUUUCCACUUGGAAAUCUUGAAGGAUCCCCAGAUUUAGAUCAUUUAGACACUUUACACCUUGCAAUUGAUCCCUCCCCUCAAAGCUUGCAAAAGAUACUGAGAAAGUUACCAAGCGUUCGCAGGUUAAAAUGUAUGGAACGCUGGAACAGCUCAAGAGAAGCUACCAGAAAUUGCAACGAGAUUCUUGAAUUUGACGGUUUGAAUCAACUGGAAUCGCUUCAUUUGUUUCGUUUUCAUGGAUGUGGAUUUAAAUUCCCGUUGAAUUUGAAAAAGUUGGUUCUCUCACAUAAUCGUCAGCCAUGGAGUGAAAUUUCAACAAUUGGAAAGUUGCCCAAUCUUGAAGUGCUUAAAUUACUUGAGGACUGCUUUGUUGGGGAAGAAUGGGUAAUGAAAGAAGGGGAGUUCCCUAAACUCCGAGUCUUAAAAUUGUCAGAGUUGGAAUUUCGCAACUGGACUGCAUUUUCUGAUAAUUUUUCCCGCCUUGAGAAAUUGGUCUUGCACUCGUGUGAGGAGCUGGAAAAGGUCCCUUCCUGUUUAGGGGAGUGUGAGACUCUUGAAAUGAUUCAGGUGAAAGGGUGUCGUGAGUCUGUUGUAGAUUCUGUAAAGCAAAUUCAACAAGAGCAGAUAGAUAUGGGAAAUGAGGUUCUAAAGAUCGAAAUUGAUGAGUAUGAUACAUCCAUUUCCUCAGAAGAAUAGUCUACAGAAGCAGAGUCAACUCCCUCAGAAGCAGAGGAGAUUUCUUCAGAAAGAGAAUCUAUAUCCUCUCAUCAGUCAUCACGCAGUUGACAAUUGUGAGAGUGAAUGUACAGUAGGAUUCCACUCAUCAGAGUAGAUUUCCUCAGCCGGAGAGUCCAUUUCUUCUCAUCAUCACAUUAGGCAAUGGUACAGACUGAAGCAUUUAUGUCUCUUCUUGACUUUGUGUGAUCAUUCCACUCAUCAGGGGCAAGCACAGUCAUGCAUUCUAUCAAGCCAAUAUUAUCCAUCAUAAUCUGUUUGUAAAACUAGCUGUUUGUAACUCUCUGUUUAAAGCACAGUCAUGGUUUGAUGUUUAAUAGUGUUUACGAUCCAUCACAAUCUGUUUGUAAAAUGCUCUCCAAGUUCUUUCCUGAUUUUGAUGUUUAAUAGUGUUCAUGAUCCCAAUUUUUCAAAUAUUCUUCAAUCCUGCUACAGAUUGAAAUGAUCCUUAAAACUAGCUGUUUGUAGAAUGUUCUC